Molecule: messenger RNA, 1286 nt
Organism: Lactuca virosa
Lineage: Eukaryota; Viridiplantae; Streptophyta; Magnoliopsida; Asterales; Asteraceae
Source: the annotation of a GenBank genome assembly
CGGCUAGGUCACGAGCCCAUAGCAGAAGCGAAAACCAUCGAAGUAACCCAACCCCGUAGCAGUUUUGUCUACCUUUCUUCGUUCUUUCCCUCUACAAACUCAAAUCCAGAUACAAAUACAAUCACGUUCUUGGCUAAAUUUUUGUGGCAGCACCAAUGGCACCUCACCCUCAGAUAGACGAUGAUGAUGAUUUCGAUGGUGAUUUUCCUGGAACCGACCACGCAAGAAGCGCAGGCACUAAGAGGAGUUUUGGAGAUCUUGAUGAUGAGGAAGAUGAUAUUUUUGGCUCCAAAAAGGCUAACACAAAAACAGAAGAAACUGCAUCAGGUGUAGCAACUGGGAUGAUUUUAUCUCUGCGUGAGAGUCUCCAGAGCUGUAAAGAUAAUCUUGCCACAUGCCAAUUAGAGCUUGAAGCUGCAAAGUCAGAAAUUCAAAAGUGGCAUUCUGCAUUUCAGAAUGAAUCCUACAUUACAACAGAACCUAAAAAUGCUGUCAGUUAUCUCCAGAAUUUAAAAUCUUCUGAAGAGUUACUUAGAGAUCAGCUAGAAAAAGCAAAGAAAAAAGAAGCUGCAUUUAUAGUAACCAUUGCAAAGCGGGAACAAGAGAUAUCAGACUUAAAGUCUGCAGUUCGGGAUUUAAGAUCACAACUCAAGCCUCCAUCAAUGCAGGCAAGAAGGUUAUUGCUUGAUCCAGCAAUUCACGAAGAGUUUACACGUUUAAAGAAUUUGGUGGAGGAGAAGGAUAAAAAGGUGAAGGAGUUAGAGGAUAAUAUUGGUGCUGUUAAUUUCACUCCACAAAGUAAGAUGGGGAAGAUGUUAAUGGCUAAAUGCAGGACUCUUCAGGAGGAAAAUGAGGAGAUUGGAAAUCAGGCCAAGGAAGGAAAGAUACACGAAUUAUCAAUGAAACUUGCUUUGCAGAAAUCUCAGAAUCUAGAGCUUAAAAAACAUUUCGAAGGAUUAAGCAAGCACAUGGAGGGACUCACAAACGAAGUUGAAAAAUCAAAUGAAAUGGUGGUAAACCUGGAAGAGCAGCUAGAAAACAAAGAUGCUGAGAUCCAAAGGCUAAAGCAGGAGCUUCAAAAAGAUGCUAAUGAGUAAUUUUGCAUACAUUGUUUCUACUUUGUACUGUUAAAAACAUAUGAAAAUUAACAUUUUGUAUGUCUUAAUCAUAAGUGACUAGCUGUUAGUACUUAGUAAUAGCCAGCUAUUAAAGUUUUUUUUUUGGAAUAACAAAUGCUUGAAAUCCAUAUAGUAUGUUUUUCCAUCUUUCUUCAAUUUACACUUGUC